UCAAAGUUCGUAAAAGGCAGCCCAGGGGGAACUUGAAACAGUCUGACGGACAAAGGGGGAAAAGUCAUGGAGCCACUUCUGCGCGCAACAGAUAUUCGUCGCAAAGUUUACUUUAGCUCGUGGGCUUAUCGAGUCAUUUUAUUUUAAAUCAGCCAAAACUAUGCGACCCCAAGCAUAGCUCGUGUAGCGAAUUUGCGCAAAGUGAAAGUUGAGCGGCAGUUGCUCACGGAACUUUUUGUUACAAUGAAGACGAAUAGACGUGUAUCUCUGUUUUUGGCACUGACGUUGCCGUGCUGUCUAUUGGCCUCUGGACAAUAUCACGGAGAUAAUGGAAUCGCUGUCCCUGACCAUGGAUUCUGUCAGCCCAUAACGAUCCCGUUGUGCACGGACAUCGCUUACAACCAAACUAUAAUGCCAAACUUAGUUGGACACUACAAUCAAGAUGAUGCGGGUUUGGAAGUGCAUCAGUUUUACCCAUUGGUAAAGGUACAGUGCUCUCCUGAACUCAAAUUCUUCCUGUGCUCCAUGUACGCACCGGUGUGCACGGUAUUAGAGAAAGCUAUUCCUCCGUGUCGCUCUAUCUGCGAGAGGGCAAAGCAUGGCUGCGAGGCCCUUAUGAACAAGUUCGGCUUUCAGUGGCCGGAGCGGCUGAAAUGUGAAAAUUUCCCCGUGCUGGGGGGCGAAAACAUAUGCGUGGGCCAGAACGAGUCAACGGCCACGGUGUCGCCCGUUCAUAUGCCUAUCCCGGGAACACCCGGAGUUCAUCUGUACUCGACGCCGGACAAUCCGUUCCGCUGUCCGUCAAUGCUGAAAGUCCCGUCUUACCUCAGCUAUAAGUUUUUGGGAGAGCUGGACUGUGGUGCUCCGUGUGAGUCCUCCAAAACGCACGGGGCUUAUAUGUUCUUCACUGACCAGGAGAUUGAAUUUGCCCGUAUUUGGAUUCUCAUUUGGUCCUCUCUCUGCUGUGCAUCCACAUUUUUUACUGUAACCACAUACUUAGUGGACAUGCAACGCUUUAAAUACCCCGAGCGUCCUAUUAUCUUCCUGUCUGGUUGCUAUACCAUGGUCUCCAUUGCAUAUAUCACUGGAUACUUUCUCGGAGAUAAAAUCGCCUGUAAUGACCGCUUUCUUCCCGAAGGCUAUAAGACCAUUGUUCAGGGUACGAAAAAGGAAGGAUGCACCAUUCUUUUCAUGAUGCUGUAUUUCUUUAGCAUGGCUUCUUCAAUCUGGUGGGUCAUCCUGUCUCUUACAUGGUUCCUGGCUGCUGGUAUGAAAUGGGGUCAUGAAGCCAUCGAAGCCAAUUCCCAGUACUUUCAUCUGGCCGCUUGGGCCGUCCCUGCCGUAAAGACCAUUAGUAUACUGGCCAUGGGACAGAUCGAUGGAGAUGUGCUAAGCGGGGUCUGUUUUGUGGGCCUAAAUAAUCUGGAUCCGCUGAGGGGCUUCGUACUAGCCCCCCUAUUCAUCUACCUGUUCAUCGGCACAUCCUUCUUGCUUGCUGGCUUUGUGUCGCUCUUCCGCAUUCGCACCAUUAUGAAGCACGACGGUACUAAGACGGAAAAACUGGAGCGGCUGAUGGUUCGCAUAGGUGUCUUCUCAGUUCUCUACACCGUCCCGGCCACCAUCGUCAUCGCUUGCUUUUUUUACGAGCAGGCCUUUAGAGAGCACUGGGAGAGGAGCUGGAUCACUACAAACUGUAAGAGCCUGGCCAUUCCCUGCCCGAUGCACCCCGCUCCCCACAUGUCCCCCGACUUCACAGUUUUUAUGAUCAAGUACCUCAUGACUCUUAUUGUAGGGAUCACUUCGGGGUUUUGGAUUUGGUCUGGUAAGACGCUGCAAUCUUGGAGGAAGUUUUACACACGUUUGACCAGCGGCGGGCAAGGGGAGACCACUGUUUGAAAAAGUCAAUUUUUAUGUGAAAAAACUGAAUUAGUUUUAGAAAUACAAACUGAAAUAAAGUGCCUUCAGUUAAGUAUUUUCAAGGCAAUUAUACUUGUCUUUGUUCCUCAAGUACUGUUCUUCAGAUGUCAGACUGUCGGAGCCGUUUGGGUUCUUGGACUUUCAAGUGGAAAGAGAAGUGGAACGUAAACCACUUUGGUUUCCCCAAACAAACACGGCCAGUUUGAUACCAAAGGCAGAAAUGUGUUCCUCCCCCAUUCUGCUGCCCCUCAGUUUUUUUCUCAUAAGCUGCUGGCCAUAAAAACUCUACUUGGAAAGUGAGAUACCAGCUGGGAAUUCACAAACAGCGGUGCAUAGAGCGGUGGGGGGAUAAAAGCCUGAAAGAGGACGACAUGUCAUGUAAUACAUCUGGCGGUUAAAUGUAAUUAAAACAUUGUAUAUAGUUUUUGUAAAAAUCUUUAUUUGAACAUGAUUAUAUAUUAGUAUUUAAGCAUUUUUUGUGUGGUUCACUUAUUUAGCAUUUAUACCCCACCGUCUUUGUCUUUAUCUUGCCCUUUCUCUGUCCUUAUUUUUAUCUUAUAUCAGAUAGCAUACUCAUGUUUGUGCCUCUGUUUCAAAUUAAAGGUGCUGUACAUAAUA
Triplophysa dalaica is the source of this 2535-nucleotide messenger RNA. RefSeq names its product frizzled class receptor 2 (gene fzd2). Gene Ontology annotation, molecular function: Wnt-protein binding; Wnt receptor activity. Gene Ontology annotation, biological process: canonical Wnt signaling pathway; non-canonical Wnt signaling pathway. Lineage: Eukaryota; Metazoa; Chordata; Actinopteri; Cypriniformes; Nemacheilidae. The record is from RefSeq and is a predicted model, not a curated record. The coding region runs from base 244 to 1896 and encodes 550 amino acids. The transcript has a single exon. Gene Ontology annotation, cellular component: plasma membrane.